UCGGGGCGGGCCGGCAACAUGGCGGAGGCGGAAGGGGAGAGUCUGGAGUCGUGGCUGAAUAAAGCCACCAACCCAUCUAACAGGCAAGAAGACUGGGAAUACAUCAUCGGAUUCUGUGACCAGAUCAACAAAGAACUUGAAGGGCCACAGAUAGCCGUGAGACUCCUGGCUCAUAAAAUCCAGUCACCACAGGAAUGGGAGGCAGUCCAAGCCUUGACAGUGCUGGAAGCUUGUAUGAAGAAUUGUGGGAGAAGAUUUCAUAAUGAAGUAGGGAAGUUUCGCUUUUUAAACGAGUUAAUAAAAGUUGUGUCUCCAAAGUACCUGGGAGACCGAGUCUCGGAGAAGGUGAAGACCAAAGUCAUUGAAUUGCUGUACAGCUGGACAGUGGCAUUGCCAGAAGAAUCCAAAAUCAAGGAUGCCUACUACAUGCUGAAGCGACAAGGGAUCGUUAUGUUUGAUCCUGUGAUUCCUGCAGACAGAACCCUGAUUCCGUCUCCGCCGCCUCGUCCCAAAAACCCUGUGUUUGACGAUGAGGAGAAAUCCAAGGGUCUUUAUUUGCGUCGUGAAUAUCCUCUUCUCGUCUUACAGCUUCUGGCCAAACUGCUGAAAAGCAAAAACCCAGAUGAUUUACAAGAGGCCAACAAGCUUAUAAAAUCCAUGGUAAAAGAGGAUGAGGCUCGGAUUCAAAAAGUGACAAAGCGCAUGCACACGCUAGAGGAAGUGAAUAACAACGUGAAGCUGCUGAAUGAGAUGUUGGUUCAUUACAGCAAGGAGGACUCGUCAGAGGCUGAUCGCGAGCUCAUGAAGGAGCUCUAUGAAAGGUGUGAAACCAAAAGACGGACAUUAUUCAAGCUGGCCAGUGAGACAGAGGAUAACGACAGCAGCUUGGGGGAUAUUCUGCAGGCCAGUGACAAUUUAUCCCGUGUGAUAAAUUCCUAUAAGAAAAUAAUAGAGGGGCAAGUGAUCAAUGGUGAGGUGGAUCUCCCUGUGAUGUCUGGAGUGGAAGGGAGUAACUCCACAAAUAAUCUCAACACCCUCAUCGACCUUGCUGGACUGGACGUCACCAGCACCCCGCCGCCUCCGCUGCCCCCCACCACGCUGGCGCCAGCCCCCGCCGCCGCCCUACCCCCAGCAGAAAUCCCCAUUCUCCCGCCUCCUCCCCAGACGUUCGCACAGUUGCGGAGCAGUUCCUCCAGCCACGUGGAAGCUGCACCCGCUCAGCAGAGCAGCGCGGCCAGCUCCCUCUCCUUGCUGGAUGAGGAGCUUCUGUGCUUAGGCCUGAACGACCCAGCCCCUGCAGCAGUGAAGGAGACAUCAGAAAACAACCAGUGGAGCAUGUUUGAGAAUGACCAGUUGGACCUGGAUUUCUUUAACCCGAAGAUGGUGACUGUUGCUUGCAACCCUGCAGGGAACCCUCUUCUCCAUCACACAUCACAGACCACGUGUGGGACGUCAGUGACGCUGCCCUCUGCUUUCACAGCCUCUCAGACUGCUCCCAGCGUCCCCGCACCGAGCCCGGCGCCGUUUGUAUUCUCUGCAGUACCGGCUGCCCCUGCAGGGCCUCCUAAGACUAUUCCAGCUGCUCCUGGGUACUUCAGCUCAUCUCUGGGGAGCAAUAUGUCACAUAAGAUGGAUGCACUGGGACAGCUCCUUGAAGAAGCCAAAGGGACUGCCACCCAAGGCAUGGCGACACCCUCGGUGUUCCCUGGGGUUACUUUGCCAAGCACUGUCACCUCUGCCCCGUUAAUAGCACCUGCAGGGCUGCCAGCCACUGCCCCCGGAGCCCCUCCAGUUCCUUUCCCAGGCAGCUGCACUGCUGGCUCAGGAAGUCCUCUCUUCCAGCCGGCAUCGUUCCAGCAGCAAGGCAGUCCCAUGAAAGCACCUGAAAUUUCUUUGGCCAAUGUCCAUGUUCCCUUGGAAUCCAUUAAACCCAGCAGCGCCCUCCCGGUGACAGCCUACGACAAGAACGGCUUCCGGAUCCUCCUGCACUUUGCCAGGGAGUGCCCGCCGGGAAGGUCGGACGUGCUCGUCGUCGUAGUCUCGAUGCUGAACACGGCGCCGCUCCCCGUGAAGAACAUCGUGCUGCAGGCUGCUGUGCCGAAGUCCAUGAAAGUGAAGUUGCAGCCGCCCUCUGGCACGGAGCUCUCUCCGUUCAGUCCCAUCCAGCCGCCUGCUGCCAUCACCCAAGUCAUGCUUCUGGCAAAUCCUGCGAAGGAGAAAGUGAGGCUGCGAUACAGGCUGACCUUCACGCUGGGAGACCAGCCCAGCACAGAGGUUGGCGAAGUGGAUCAGUUCCCCCCCGUAGAGCAGUGGGGGAAUCUAUGACCUCAGGCACUGCCAGAGACUGUGACAGGACCAGGGAAGGAUCCCGCAGGACUGGAAUGAACGUGAGGUGGGGAGGGACGCACGUGCUGUCCACUGGUGACGUUCGGCUUUGUUUACAUGUCCUGACCACUCCGCUUGUAGCUUUAGUCCAGAGUGUUUUGCCCCACGUCGAAGGGGUCCUGGAACAUUUCUGCCAAGCACGAACUGAGUGGCAGCCAGUAACGGGCAGCGCCAGCUGCUUUUAUCUUGACCUCUGGGUGAAUCUGGUCCUAUCUUCCACUGUAUUAAACUUGAAGUAGUUGUAUUUUGAGGGGAGACCUGUCAGGAGGGGAUGUAGUUGGCUUGUUCCUGCACUGCUGUCCGGAGAUACCUGCAGGCUGGUGGGGUGAUGAUGCCACCGUGAGCUUCCUCAGUGCAGAGCCCUUUCACAUGCCCGCCCUCGGACUUUUACCUCCUCAGUGCCGGACCUGCUAAGCAUGAUGAGCAAUAAUGCUGGCUCCCUGAGGGAAUGCUUAUUUUUUACACUGAAAUGGCACUUAGCUCCCUUCCUUCCCCUCCGCUGCUUCGUUCCCAACGGCCAACGCGAGCAGACCCUCGCUCUGUGGUGUGCGACGCUGCUGUAUCCUCAGUUAUAUUUAUUUUAUGCUGCUGGCUGCCUCCCUGUGGUAUCCCUUUUGGGCAGCUGGGGCCGAGUUCUGUACGCAAAUGGUUACACUGGUUAUUUUUCUGCCUUUGUUGCAUCCCAUAGUGUUGGGGUAAAGAGGAGAUGUGUGGUGAGGAGGUAAGCGGGGCUGGAAGGAGCGGUCAGUGUCGGUGGAGGACAGCGCCUGGAGUGCAGAAACCUCCUUGCAGUCGCUCACCAGGCGCAGUGACUGAAUCGGGGAUAAGGAGAGAAGCCCCUCGUGCAGGCAGUAUUAUUAUUGUAGUCGAAGACUGUGUCUUAUCGAGAUGAGUACAAUGAAAUACACGGUGUAAAUAAUAGAGCUAUAGGAUAUCGGAAUAGAAACAAGCAGACAGCGAAAGGAAAGAAGGCCCCGCUGGGCUGUGACGACGCAUGUGCUGGGUCUAACGCCCUGUGUUGUUUGUUCCCUGUACGAAGUGGCUAAAUGCAAUUGUCCCCACGGGAGGGAAAGCCGUUCUGCUGGACGCGGGUGUUCUGCGCUAGCAGGGGCCAAAGAGCUGACCCCUCUAGCUACGGUCCACCAGAAACUGGGUUUAAAUCACCAAAACUGGAUUCCAGCAAGUCCCUUCCUUCUCCUUCUCAAUUCCCAACCUCAAGCGGUGCCUCAGCUAGCUUUGAGACAGGCUGGUUUAAAUUAAACAGGGUUGUUGUUUUUUUAACAUCCAUUGACAAAAGCACGGGUCGGGCGGGUCUCUGGGCACGAAGCUCAGCAUUUCCAGCAGCGCUGUCAAGCGACGGCUCUCACCGACCUGAGUGGGAGCAGCCAGCUCGAGUGCUGAGGGAAUCGGGGGGGGGGGCCCCGCCUGUUGUAGGAAGAAAACUCCCGUGAGAAGGUGCUGCUGGAAUUAACGGCGGCCGUAAAGCCCAUUACUGCAAGUGCAGCUUGGAGUUAUUUAUAGUUGAAUUUUCUUUACGGUGUUGCAAAGUAAGAAUCACUAGAGGUGAAAAACUCUGCGGAUUCGAAGGCCUGAGGCCCUGACGGGAGGCUUGGAGCAGCCCUGCAGGAGGAAUCGAAGCUUGGCCAAGGAACUAGCGCUCAGCUCCUGGGGUGAGGGGCAGGGAGACCCGCCCGGUCAGCUCCCUGCGUGGAGGCAGGCGAGAGGGACGGGCGCGUCGUUUGGGUCCUUAGAGGAAGCGGUUCUGAACCGAUGGGCGAGGCUGGGGGACAAGGAGGGGAUUCUUCCUGCCCCGACACUUCAGGCACAGGGCGCGGGGGGUCCUGAGGAGGCGGGUUUCACUGCGUGAGAUGCCUAUGCCCGAAUCUCAACGGGCCUUUGAGGAGGGCAGGGGGGCGCAAGGGCUUUCUGCAGAACGGCUUUGGCCUCGGCGCUAAGGGCAGCGCGCUGCCCGCGCUGCACAGCCACAUGCACAGAUGCCCUGAGCCUUGCCGCGUGGAAACGCGUUGCUAAAAGCUUUGGAAAUUAAACUACGCCUGUUCCUUGUCUGUAAGGUGAGGUCCCCGCUUCGUAGCGAACAGCUGUCACUGUAUAUACAUCUCAAAUGCAUUUGUUCUGCUGCAUGUUAAAUAAAUUGUUUUCCCUAC
This is a messenger RNA of Phalacrocorax carbo (great cormorant), 4550 nucleotides long. The record is from RefSeq and is a predicted model, not a curated record. NCBI's taxonomy places the organism in Eukaryota, Metazoa, Chordata, Aves, Suliformes, Phalacrocoracidae.